AUGAUCCUAUCCCAGGAAGGGCCAGGCGCCGUCCUGACCUCUGUGGGCGCUUCCCUCAAAGGCUUGGUUCGACGUGGUGACACUUUCUUUGAUUUGGAGCUGCCUCGGAAGGGCUCGCUGCUGACCGUUCGCACUGGGAGGAUGGAGAAGGACUACUUGAAAAAGGCGGCUUCUCUCAUUGCCACGAACUCGACACAGCCGCUGCCAGAGAAGUGGGAGGAUUGCUACACUGGCGACGACAAGACGAAAGCCAGUGGCCAUGGUAUCGUCAUCGCGUCCAAGCUUUACUCGCGCUUUGCGGACGAGGAUGAGGCAGUCGAUUACAUCAUAUUGUUAUUUACCGAAGCCAACUUGAUCUACAAGCCGCAACUCAACUUCGUGUUGGUUUGCAAGAGCCUUCACCUGCAAAAGGUUCAUGCUGGAGCACCCUCCUGGGAUGCAGGACCCACUUGCAAGCUAACCAUCGCCCAGCAGCUGGAUCAGUUCAAGCAGUGGGACCCUCCGAAACAGCAUAGCCUUUGGACCUUGCUUGACGAUUGUUUCGAUAUUUCCAAAGGCGGAACCAUCGGACUUGCUUAUGUGGGCACGCUGUGCAUGAUGCACAAGAAUUGGGGGUCCUGGCCGAACACUGGGGUAGUCUGGUACUCCGAGCGCACUUGGAAGACCUUUGCGCACGAGGUUGGGCACAAUUUCGGAGGUCACCAUUCCUUUGAGAAAGGCCAGGGAAAGACGGGAGGCAUCAUGGACUACGGCGACGGCACAUUAAACGGCAUCUUCCAGUUUAACACCCAGUUUCGAAAAGAAGAAAUCUGCCAGACCAUCAACUACAUCCUUCCCAAAUGCUCUGAGAUGUGGGAAUUCAGUGGCGAAUGCGGCAACCGAAUCCUCACGGACGAAGAGGACUGCGAAUGUGAUGUGGGAAAAGAUUGCGCCUUUUGCCACGACUGUGUCUUGGACAGCGGUGCCGAGUGCACACCUGAAGGUAUGGGAGUGAAGUCCGUUGGACUCGGGGUUGCCAGUGGGGCUUGCUGCACUGGUGACGGCAAGCUGAAGUCUCAUGGAACAGCUUGCCAGGUCCCUGGUGUGGAUGAUGGCUUCUGCAGCGCAGGCUUGUGCAUCCCCGCGCGUUGUCAGACGUACACCUUUGUUGGAAAGUUCUGUGGUAUCAACGAGCACAACCAGUGCAAGUUCAAGUGCAAGGAUCCCAAUUCCGGUGCAUGUGUCAAGAUGGACGGCUGGUUGGUUGGUGGCAAGCCGGCCAACCAUGUGCUUGACCAGAUCCCUUGUGCAUUCUCGGAAGAAGGGGACGGCAUCUGCAUGGACGGAGAGUGCAUUCCGGCCUGGUCUGGCUGCGGCAAUGGCUUGCGGGAGGCCGAUGAGGAGUGCGAAUGCGCCGAUCCGGGGACUAUGUCGUGUAGAUACUGCACAGACUGCAAGCUGCAGCACGGCAAACAGUGUACACCGGAUGGCAAAGACUCUGGUUGUUGCAAUGAAGACGGCAUGUUCAAGGCUGCUGGGACGAUGAUCAUGCAGGGCAACGGGUACCAUGGUUUCUGUUUCGCGGGUGUUACCCACGGCACCAAGUGUGAAGAGUUGGCAGCGGCUUAUGCCCCGACUUGGGGUGAUUUCUGUGGGCUGCAGGACAAUCCAUGCUUGUUCAAGUGCAUGUAUUCCGGCGCCUGCAACGCACUGCAUGGAUGGAAUCUGAAUGGUCAACCGUUGAACCAACUGCCAGAUGGAACGCCUUGCGAGCUGCAACACGUGGUUGGAUCGUGCAACGCCGGGGAAUGCAUCCUCCCGCCGACGACAACGACACCGAAGCCGACAACAACCAGCGUCGGUGCAGGCAGCGUGGACGUGGACUUGCCAACUGGCGACGAGGGGAGCACGACAGAAGAAGCUGCAACCACCGAGCCAGAAGAAACAACGGACGAGCCAACCGAAGAGCCAACAGAGGAGCCAACGGAAGAGCCAACAGAGGAGCCAACCGAGGAGCCAACAGAAGAGCCGACAGAGGAGCCAACAGAAGAGCCAACAGAGGAGCCAACGGAGGAGCCAACAGAAGAGCCGACGGAGGAGCCAACGACGGCUCCGAGAUGCAACGAGAUCAUGGCCGUGGGGUCAUUCUCAUGCCAGCUCCUCCAUGAUAGAUCUAGGAUGAGCUAUGCUGCAAUCGACACCGUGUAUGGCUCCGACUGUUCCGGCUGCCAGGACGCUACGAUGGGCAGCAGCGUGCGGGAGGCAACCGCAAUGACGACUGUGACAUGUAAGCCAUGUUGGAGAUUGUGGAUGCGAACAUGUGAUCAAGUCCUCAGCAAGUGGCGACGCCAGCCUGACCUUGAUGCGUGUGCGCAACUCCAGAGGAGAUACUACAGGGAGGAUUCGUGCACUUGCAACUGUGGCCUGUGCCAAUCGCACCUCUCAACCUGA
Messenger RNA from Symbiodinium necroappetens, 2430 nucleotides. NCBI's taxonomy places the organism in Eukaryota, Dinophyceae, Suessiales, Symbiodiniaceae. The record is from the annotation of a GenBank genome assembly.